Messenger RNA from Cordyceps fumosorosea ARSEF 2679, 435 nucleotides. RefSeq names its product AMP-dependent synthetase/ligase. Gene Ontology annotation, biological process: secondary metabolite biosynthetic process; amino acid activation for nonribosomal peptide biosynthetic process. Lineage: Eukaryota; Fungi; Ascomycota; Sordariomycetes; Hypocreales; Cordycipitaceae. The record is from RefSeq and is a predicted model, not a curated record. The transcript has 2 exons. Gene Ontology annotation, molecular function: phosphopantetheine binding. Gene Ontology annotation, cellular component: cytoplasm. The coding region runs from base 1 to 435 and encodes 144 amino acids.
AUGGACCCUGCGUAUCCUGACUCUCGCCUUCUUGCUAUCAUUAACGAGUUCAAGGCCGUUGUCAUUAGCACUGAUCCGGAAGAACGAUCAAGAUUCGAUGACGCUGACAUCCGCGAGGUUACUGUCACGGAAGACCUGCCAAAACAUCUGGAAGAGCACGGGUUACCCGUGCCGCGAGACCAAGCUUGGAAAAUGAGUGGCGUCCAGCCAGGAGAUCUCGCCGUUGUUGCAUUCACGAGCGGAAGCACUGGAAAGCCGAAAGGCGUUUUGCACUACCACGGACGGUUAACCUCGGAGCACCAGUCCUACAUCUGGAACAUGGAGUAUAAGGGGGGGUCCAGGAUAUUGCAGUUUGGGUCCUACGCCUUUCAUUGCAUCUGUUGGAGAGACUGGGCGAUCUUUUUCGCAUGGAGCGACGCUGUGCGUUCCAUCUGA